This is a messenger RNA of Gigantopelta aegis, 1985 nucleotides long. RefSeq names its product ufm1-specific protease 2-like. The coding region runs from base 86 to 1879 and encodes 597 amino acids. NCBI's taxonomy places the organism in Eukaryota, Metazoa, Mollusca, Gastropoda, Neomphalida, Peltospiridae. The transcript has 14 exons. The record is from RefSeq and is a predicted model, not a curated record.
UCGAUUGGAGUUAUCUUCCUUGAUAGUUAAGGGAGGAAAAUGUGAAUUUGGUUUUGGAUGUGUUUUUAAAAGCAAAACGUUUAAUAUGGAAGUGUGUGUAUCCGUUCAUUCAGAAGUACUUAGGGCUUUACAGAAUGUCACAUGGAAGAAAUCGGGACUGUGUGGUUUCUUGGUGGGUUAUGGAGAUGCCCAGGACAGAAAAGUGGUCGCCUUUACAUUGCGUUCUGAAAUAGAUUGCAAGAGAGUUGUGCCUGAUGCCAUUGAAGUUGAACGUUUACUUCCAGGAGGUCUGUCAGUGUGUGGAAUUAUUGUCCACAAUGUACAUCCAACUGAUACGACAGAAGUUGCCAUACCCAAUGAACUAGUGGAACACCUUGAUCUCAGUCCCCUGGUGGUUUGCCACAUCAAAACUGAGGGAAAAGUGACCAGCGACAACUUCUACUUGAUGCUGUUUGAUAACACACCAGUGAAAAAAACAGUGAAAACCACAAACACCAAUCUUCUGGCAGAAUAUCAGUUUUUCCAAAUAAAAGCUAACAUUCCUAUUACAGUUGCAGUGGAAGCAGACUGCAAGGACUGGUCCAACAGCAUUGAAACAGAAGUGGACCAGUUGUGUAAGAGGGUUUCUGAUGGUUGCUGCAUGUAUGCGAUCAGUGACAGUGCAGUGAUGUUUGGCCAGGGACAGGUCAAAGGGGUCCAGGAUAAUGCGUUGUGUGACAAUCUCUAUGAAUACAUGCAAGCUGGGGAUGGCUUCCUGACGAGGAGCAAGCAGAAGGAUUUAAAGAAACAGAGCUGUAUGCAAGUGGAGAUAUUUUUCCUUGCCAGUGGAGAAGCCGCUUUUAUCAAUAUUCCUACCUGUGCACCAGUCAUACAACGUAAAAUGGGCACAUACAAAUGUGUGAAGAUAAAUCUGCCGCUUAAUGUGAUUUCCCUCAUCAAGUCAGGAACAAAAGUGAACAACUUGCAGAAGAUAUUUGAUCAGGCUGUCCUAUCCCAACUGCAAGCCAUGAAACAGUGCAUUUUGAAGUUUAGUCAGGGUGACCGAUUCCACACCCCAGAAGUGUUUCAUAUCCAGCCGGAGGAUUUACCAUUCAUCGUGUCUGUCAUUUUCCCCAAAGGCGUCUCUGAACAGGACUUAGAAAGCAGCAGAAGACAUCUUCAUGAUCUGUUUGGUGUUGUUGCUGAUUGGCCGGUGUUCAAGAGAGCCAAUGUGUUUCUGCUUCCAGGAGAUAGGAUGUUAAACGGCUAUCUCAUAAACCCACACAUAGGACUUCCACCGUCAGGAAUUAAGGACGGCAAGCCGUGUAUUGUGCAUGGCAAGUACACAUACCAUCACUACAUGCAGGAUCAUUUUGACGACAACAAGUGGGGAUGUGCAUACCGCUCACUUCAGACGCUAGUGUCAUGGUUCCAUCUACAAGGCUACACAGACAGGCCUGUGCCAUCACAUAAAGAAAUUCAACAAGCUCUGGUUGCUGUUGGUGAUAAGGAUGCCUCGUUUGUUGGAAGUAAAAAGUGGAUUGGUUCUCUUGAAGUCAGCUACUGUUUAGAGCAGUUGAUACAGGUGACAUCAAAGAUCAUAAGUGUCAGCAGUGGCUCGGAACUUUCAAGCAAAGGGAGAGAACUCUGUAACCAUUUCACCACUCAAGGAUCUCCAAUCAUGAUAGGAGGUGGUGUGUUGGCUCACACAAUACUUGGCGUGGACUUUAAUGAGGUAACUGGAGAUGUGAAAUUUCUCAUUCUGGACCCCCACUACACUGGUGGUGAAGAUAUUAAAGUUAUUCAAGACAAGGGUUGGUGUGGAUGGAAGGGACCGGACUUCUGGGACAGCAAUGCACACUACAACCUCUGCCUACCACAAAGACCAACUGCUAUUUGACGACAAACAUUGUUGAUAUUGUUUCAUGAACUAUCUGGCAUAAACUUCCGUUUUUAAUAUUGUGACACCAGACAGUAUUUAUAUAUUAAAAGUUUUGUCAAGUGUU